This is a messenger RNA of Zootermopsis nevadensis, 2904 nucleotides long. RefSeq names its product ferredoxin-fold anticodon-binding domain-containing protein 1 homolog. Gene Ontology annotation, biological process: rRNA base methylation. Lineage: Eukaryota; Metazoa; Arthropoda; Insecta; Blattodea; Termopsidae. The record is from RefSeq and is a predicted model, not a curated record. Gene Ontology annotation, cellular component: cytoplasm. Gene Ontology annotation, molecular function: rRNA (uridine-N3-)-methyltransferase activity.
UUAGAUCUAAAUUGUGCGAGUUUAGUACGGUGUAGUAAUAGGAGUCAGGAUAUUGGAGAAAAUGACGCUAGGAGUAUAAUGUUUGGUCAUAUUAUCAAAAACCAAUCUCGUGGCCGUUUAGUUUUAUUUUUGUGAUUCGCAUUAUUGUCAUCACUGUGUACCACUUACACUCAUUGAGUAUGCUGAUUAUCUUAGUGUAUUCCUGUCUUCUGUGAUAUAUACCGGCAGUGUAUUGUGAGAUUUUCACAUCAUAUUUCGGUUUUCUAUUGUUUAUUAAAUGAAACAUACGGGAGAAUUGUGAGUGCUGGGAGUACCAACUUAUAUUAUCGUUCAUAAUUUUUUUUGCUGAUGAUCGUUUGCUUAAUGUAACUUGUUAUUCUCGAAUAAGUGACUAAUUGAUUUCAAAUUUACUCCCAAUUUGUAUUUUUUAUUAACCAAGAAGCGUCGCACAAAAUAUGUAAUUUGUCACAAAACUGUGAAUUAAUCGUGAUCAGUUUGCAGUGGGAAGAACGACGACAGUGAUUAUAUUGGUGGACAUAAGUACAUGUUUUACUAGAAGUUAAAAUAAGCUAAAAGGAAUAUGCAUCGUGAUGUAUUUUUGAUAGGGGACUCUGUACUGCUCGUAGGAGAAGGCAACUUUUCCUUUGCUGUUGGUUUAGUGGAUUUAAAUCUUCCAAUAACAAUAACAGCAUCAUGCCUAGGCUCUAAUAUUCUGCUUAAAUCAACAGCAGAGAAUAUUACAUAUUUAAAACAGAAAGGAGUUCGAGUGCUAUUGGAUGUAGAUGCAACAAAAUUGGAUAAUCAUCCUGUUCUUAAAAAUGAAAGGUUUUCAAAGAUCAUAUUCAAUUUCCCUCAUAUUAAAGGGAAAAUGAAAAUACACCUAAACAGAGCACUCCUAAAGGGAUAUUUUCAAAGCGCUAAAGAAAUGGUUACAUUGGAUGGAAGAAUAUUGGUAUCACUGUGUAAGGGGCAAGGAGGCACCAGAGUUGAUAAACUGGUACGUCGGUGGGAUGAUACAUGGAAAGUUGUUGAGAUGGCUGCACAAGGAGAUUUUGUUCUGGUAUCUGUGGAGCAAUUUAGAAGUGACAUAUUUCCAAAGUAUACAAGUGUUGGGUACAGAGGAGGAGACUCAGCAUUUCACACAGAUGGUGCUCUAGUGCACAUUUUCAGCAAACGAGAAUCUCUCUAUCCCAGUACAGAAGUGGAGAUACUAUUACAUCAUCUGGAAGAUCAGACAUUGCAAACAAAAUUUGGAAAUAUAAUAUGUAGAAGUGUUUAUGGUAUGAAAUACAGGAAGAAUCCUUUUGUGAUGGAAGGAUCUGCCAUGUAUUAUCUGAAUAAGGAGUUUAAGACUUUUGUUGAGACUAUUUGUGCUAAAGUGAGACAUGUUUCAGAUACUGAUAUGCCACUGCACACUAAACUACCAACUGGUGGUCCAGUGUGUUACUUUGAGGAACAAGAAUCUAAGUGUUCAUUGCGACACUCUCUCCUUGAUGUUCUGGAUGAUGUACUAAAGUUGUGGAAUCAGGCUACUGAUGAAAUUAUUAUCUUCCCAGGAUUAGUUUUCAAUGAUGUAGGGACUGAUUUUUCUUGCCCACCAUUGUCGUGCCAUGUUUUAUUGUUGGGAUAUGGAUCUGGUGUAUGUGAACAAUAUAUAAGGAGAAUGCUUCAGACAUUUAAGAAAGAUGUUAGGCAUUUGUCAGUAUCUCAUUUUGAAAAUGUAUCAGAGUUUGGUCACAGAUUUAUUUCUGGCAAGAACAUACUUAUAAAAAAUUGUACUUCAUCAGAUAUAACUCUAAAGGUGGCACAAGAAUUUUCCCUGACUGUAACAAGUAGGGGGAAAUCAAAUUGUGUGUCAGUGAGUGUGGUACAUCUCGAUCACCUUUCAGAAUUAUUGUUUGACAUUAAAAAUUGGAGACAGUUAUGGGCUCAAGAGUCUUGUGUUGUGUUUGAUGGGAAUAUUCCAUUUUUAAGACUUGCUUGUUUUGAAUCAUUGGCCUAUACAUUAGAUAUAUGUUUUACUGAAAGUCCUGCCUUUUCAUUAGUAAAGUUCUACAGCAUAUUAUGGCAAAUAGCUGCUGAUAUAAUAACUAAUGUAGAAUUUUUGAACCUGUAUGAAUCUCCUGAUGGCUGGAGAAGUCAUUGCUAUAGGAUUACUUACCAGUCUUUUGACAAAGCUUUGUCUAAACAGAAAGCUAUUGACAUUCAAGAAUCUGUUAUAGGAAAAAUACUAUGUGUAAAAUUAGGGGUUUCUAUAAGGUGAUAAAUUUGGGAAUAAUUCAUAUGCAGUGAUUCAUUUAAUGUUCACAUAUUUCUAGAGUUGUAAAUUAUGGUCCUGUGAUACUGUAAAUUAUGUUUUAAGCUGCUAGUUUCAAAGCUUUCAAAAUAAAAUGUACAUUUGGUUGCAAUGAGUUUAGAAAGUCAAUAGAUUAUAUGUUUCAGUGCAGUGUUUAAUGGACUUUGCUGUUGUUGGUUUGGUAUUUCACCAUGGAGAAACAUAUUUCUGAUUGUCAUAAUUUUAGUCUGUCAUAGUUACAGUGCUGACAUCAUUGCAAUUAAGCUAUCACUUCAGAAAGAUCAGUAGAAAUCCCCAUUUGUCAUUUUGAAAUUGAAAGUCUAUCUAAUACUUGCUACACAAUUAUUUUUCUAGAAUUUGACAGAUUUGCUGUAUUGGGGAAGGUGAUUUGUUUUCUUGAAUACUUUUGUAAAUUACAAAAAAUGGAAGCCUGGUAGCAUCUUUUGUCACAUUUACAUCUUAACUUUUGACUCUUACUAAUUUGAAUGAUGUUAAAAGUCAUAACAUUUAUACUUCUAAUAUGUAAUUUUAUUUCAGUGACAGUGUGUUGAUGUUUUGUUUUAAGUGAGCGAAUAUUUUCAUGUUCAAUAAACAUUGUAAGUCACAAA